Molecule: messenger RNA, 1202 nt
Organism: Owenia fusiformis
Lineage: Eukaryota; Metazoa; Annelida; Polychaeta; Sabellida; Oweniidae
Source: the annotation of a GenBank genome assembly
AUGGCUCAUGUUCAAGACAAAUAUGUUUGUACACGGGAAAGGUCAGGAUGCAUUCAGACAUUGAGAGACUGGUGUAUUGCCCAACCUCAUCUCAAUUCAAGAUUAGAUGAUGGAUUCCUUUUGCGCUUCUUGCGUGUAGGUAAGUUUAUUCAGCUGCGCGCGCAAGAGUUAAUUGACAACUAUUGGAGUGCAAGGUCAGCUGACCCACAAUGGUUCACAAUGGACCCACAAGAAUCAAAAAUGCAAGAACUACUUGAUUUAGGAAUUUUCGUCGGACUUAAAGGAAGGGAUUCAAUCGGAAGACGCAUAUAUACGACAAAUUAUGGUCAGUAUGACCCGGACACUUGCUCUGUCGAUGACAUCAUGAAGUUCAGUAUUAUGAUCAUGGAGCACAUGACGUCAGAUGAGUACAUGCAGAUACACGGCUGUGUUGUUAUAGAAGAUGCUGCUGGACUUGGAAUGAAGCAUGUUAAGGUCUGGACAAAAGAUGUUAUGAGCAAAAUGAUGAAAGUUUUUCAGGAUGGAUAUCCAAUGCGACUGAAAGAAAUACAUUACAUCAAUCUGGGACCUGUAUUUAACACUAUCUUCGAAUUAUUCAAGUACUUCAUGAAAGAAAAGAUGAGAAAUAGAAUAAAGCUUCACUGGAAUGACGACUCUUUGCAAAAAAUGGUGUCCAAGAAAAUACUUCCGACCGAGUAUGGUGGUGAAGCUGGCCCGAUCAGAGAGCACAUAAAGGCUUUCAAAGAAGAGAUUGUAGCUGCCAGAGAAGAAAUCUUGUACAACCAACAAGCGCGUUUCAAUGUUGACGAGAGUAAGCGAAUAAAAGUUGAAAAGGAAGACGAAGGUUGGGGUUUGAUGGGCGCAUACAGGAGACUGAAUAUUGAGUGAAAGAUUCGAAAAUCAGAUUUACAUAUCAAUUGGAACUGUCUAAAAAUAUAAAUCCAAUUGCAAUGUUAGAUCAAGACAUGAAAAAGGCCUUCUUUCAAAAUGUAAACUUGAAAAUUAUUAUAACAACGAUUAAAAUGACAGAUGUAUAUCUUUUACUUUUCAAAAUGCAUAAAAUUGUACAUUUACAUGUAGAGCAAUUGUGAUUAUUUAGUAUAUAGACUAUUUUUAUACACUUUUAGGUGCUUUAAUUUGAAGUGACGCAGAAAUAAUUUUGAAGCAAAGUGCAUAAGGAUCAAAUAUUUUGUACUUUUCAA